UAGGACGUCAGUUUGCGACUCUACCAACCGACCACCCUCAAGCUCUCGCAGCAAUAGAACGACGCAACAGGACAGGAGAAAGUUCUGAAGUCGUCCCGGAGCACCUUGACUGCGAUAAAGACCCACGAGCGGCGCCAUGGGCUGGUGGGACAGCCUCUGGUCAUCUUCGAGGAGCGACGACCCGCUAGGCAAGCUCGACCCGAAGCUGCGAGAAUACCUCGAGAAGGAGUCGCCAGUGAAGUACGGCGCGGCGAACACGACCACGAAAAGAAACCCCACGCCGGCCGAGAUCGAGGCGACGAGACAAGCAUUCAUCGAGGCCGACAAGAACGAGCCGGCAGUACCCGCAGAGAGCCUGUACCAGGAUGGCCGCUAUGCGCACCUCUGGAAGUCGUACAAGCCGCUGGCGCAGAUAGAGAACGAGACCAAGAGCGACCACGAGAAGCUCAUGGACGUGCUCGAGGGGUUCAAGGACCGCAAGGAGCAGAUUGGCAGGGCGGCCCUCGAGAACUGCGCGCUGGAGCAGUCGGACUGGCGGUCGUGCAUGUCCAACCCCAGCGUCACGGAGCGCCUGACGCUCUGCCGGACACAGGUCAAGAAGUUUGAGAAGUGCUAUACACAGCAGACGAGAUUACUGAAAGCGCUCGGCUACCUGUCGACGGCAGAUCGCUCGCCACAGGUCGAGGAAGAGAUUCAGAUGCACGCAGACGCGCUUUACCAGAAGAUGCAGGCGCAAGAGGCCGAGAUCGAUGCCGCCAAGGCCGAGGGCCGACCGCUACCGACCUUUGAGCCCUUGAUACCGAAGCAGGCAGUCCGCAGCAUCGGCCCGGAGCGCCAGCUGACCCCCGAUCAGCAGGCGGAUCUCCGCGCAAGGCUGCUCAAGGUACCCGAGGAGGAGCGGGCAGCCGAGGAGGCUGCCAUCAGAGCCGAGUUCCGAUCCAAGGCUGAGAUAUCGGCCAGAGUGCACGGGCUCUGGGAGCAGCAAGAGAAGGAGCGCAUUGCGCGUAAAGCCAAGGGCGAGGAGACCGUCUGGGACAAGGUGACUGGCGUGUUCAAGUCUGGUGAAAACGCCGCAUCAUCAAAUGACAACAGUGCUGAGAAGAAGUGAUGUUGUUCACUACCUGGACUUUGGGGAAAAGUACUACUGCCCAUCACUCGCGCGGGACACUUCAGUAUACCAUGUGCCGGUGUUUGUUGGCAAAUAAAAGGGCUGGGAACAUUGCCCAGCGUGGUCCUGCUGUAUAAUGGCUUGUAACACUUUUUGUAUCAUGACAUAUAGAUAAUGAGGAACGACACUGCCCAUCAGCCGUGGCAUGAUGUAUAUAUUGCCAAGCCCCGGUGUCUACUGAUGUGAAUCGACAUGAGUGGAGAAAAGCACAGACAUGAGA
Messenger RNA from Microdochium trichocladiopsis, 1388 nucleotides. RefSeq lists its product as uncharacterized. NCBI's taxonomy places the organism in Eukaryota, Fungi, Ascomycota, Sordariomycetes, Xylariales, Microdochiaceae. The transcript has 2 exons. The record is from RefSeq and is a predicted model, not a curated record. Bases 137 to 1108 code for a protein of 323 amino acids.